Molecule: messenger RNA, 1458 nt
Organism: Trachymyrmex septentrionalis
Lineage: Eukaryota; Metazoa; Arthropoda; Insecta; Hymenoptera; Formicidae
Exons: 3
Coding region: 1-1458 (485 amino acids)
Biological process (GO): DNA integration
Molecular function (GO): nucleic acid binding
Source: RefSeq, a predicted model, not a curated record
AUGGUAGCAGCUAGGACCUUCACGAUCUAUACGAACCACAAGCCGAUCACCUUUGCUUUUCGACAGAAAGCCGACAAGGGCUCACCACGACAAUGCUGUCACCUCGACUUUAUCGGUCAAUUCUCGACCGAUAUCAGGCACGUAUCCGGUAAGGACAACAUCGUCGCCGACGCCCUCUCACGCGUUGAAGAAAUCGCAGCCUUGGACUACGAAGCUCUGGCAACAUCACAGGAGACCGAUGACGAGUUAAAAAUCUACUUUAAUGGGAACUCGGCACUCAAGACCGUUCGUCACCAAACAGUUCCGCCGGGCGGCAUUCGAAUCGGUACAUCAGCUCGCGCAUCCGGGGAUCAAGGCGACUGUCAAGCUAGUGACACAACGAUUCGUUUGGCCGUCAAUCAAAUCCGACUGUCGAAGAUGGGCAAGAAGCUGCAUAGAGUGCCAGCGAUAAAAAAUAACUCGCCAUGUUUCGGCGCCGUGCGUACCUUCGCACCACCGUCAUCGAGGUUCGAGCACGUCCAUCUCGACCUCAUCACCAUGCCCAGCUCGGAAGGCUACAGGUACUGCCUGACUUGCGUCGACCGAUUCUCUCGAUGGCUAGAGGUGAUACCGCUCGUGGAUCAGGAGGCCGUCACCGUCGCUCGUGCCUUCUACGAAGGCUGGAUAGCCCGAUUCGGCACCCCACUCCGCAUCACCACCGAUCAGGCGAGACAAUUCGAAUCGCAGCUAUUCAGCGGCCAAUGGGAUGAUAGAGCGACUACAUCGACAACUCAAGGCAGCCAUCAAGUGGCCACGAGAAAGACCAAUGGACAAAGGUUCUUCCCACCGUGCUGCUCGGCAUCCGGGCUGCGUGGCGAGAGGAUUUGGGAGCGACCACAGCCGACCUUCUCUACGGCGAGUCAAUCGGUUGCCCGGAGAGUUCUUGGCUUCCCAGAAGCCGACGCAGCCGAAUACGUCAAAGAUUUAAGGCAGCACUUUCGAAGACUCCGCCCGACAAACGGCACCCGCCACGGCGAACGGCGGACCUUUGUGUUCAAAGAUCUCAGUACGGCAGACCAAGUAUUCGUGCGCCACAACGCACCUGGAGGAACCCUGCAGCAACCGUAUGACGGACCCUACAAAGUGGUCAACCGCAAACCGAAAACAUUCGUGGUUCACAUCCGAGGUAGGGAUGUAACCGUGUCUAUCGAUCGGCUGAAGCCCGCCUACAUCAUUUCAGAAGACAGGGAACCAGAGAAGGCUAGCUCGCUACCAAUCGAGCAGCGUUUGGAGAACUCCCCAAGUUCCAGCACAUCAUUGCAACCGUCCGUGCCAUCGGAGCUGGAUAACCCAGAAAAUUCAGCAAGGAGGACCGACCCACCAACCGCCCAGGAGCCGACCAAGACCGCUUUACGGCAAAACACACGAUCGGGCAGACGAGUGCGAUUCCUGGACCGACUUCAGGGCGGUUUCUCGUGA